AUGCGGGCGAGGCAAGACGACGCGCUCUGCAGCGCCUUCUACAGGAGGGCUCGCGCGGCCAAAGCUGCUGAAGAGGCCCCCAACGCCGCGCUUCCGCCCCUGCGCGGCUAUGUUGGGUACAACAGCCGCUCUCGGCCUCAGGCCCAUAACCCAUCUUCAGGCGAGGUCCAAGACUGGGAAUAUCUUUACAAGACAGUCAACGCAGAAAGAAACAGACUUGAAUAUGAAAACAAGACCAUUGGAGCCAGCCUGGAAGCUCUUUUCCAGAAGAACUAUGCAGCUGAAGUGCAGCUGCGGAACUUGCGGGCGUACGCUACGCGCUGCGCGGGCCUCUACUCGCCCACCGCCUCCGACGCAAAAGAACUGGUGACCCUCGUGGCCAACAUUUUGGGGCUUUUGGGCAGCAGCGCAGCAGAGCCCAUCAUCUCCCGCGUCCCCGAAAUCCUCGCCAUGGUCGCAGCCUGCCCAGUGCACGACCGGCGGCUCUACGCAGCCACGGAGCAGCUAAAACGCAAAGCUGGGGACUGCGGCUUAGCCGCUGCAACGGGCGCGAAAAAGCCGCAGACUUCUGAGAUUGGCUCAGAGGGAGGUGCGUUUGGCCCCACGGCACUGGGAGAGGCGAGCAGGGCUCAGCAGCUGCUGCUGCUGCAGCUGCUGCAGCAGCUGCUGCAGCAGCUGUCGUCGCCGCUGUUGAGGCCGCUGUUGCUGCCGCUGUUGCUGCAGCUUUUUCUGCAGCUGUUUCUGCAGCUGUUGCUGCAGCUGUUGCUGCAGCUGUUGCUGCAGCUGUUGCUGCAGCUGUUGCUGCAGCCAUUCGAGCAGCUGCCGCUGCAGACUUUGCUGCGGCUGUUGCUGCAGCAGCUGUCCCUGCCGUUGUUGCUGCAGCUGUGGCUGCAGCGGUUGCAGCAGCUAUUGCAGCAGCUGUUGCUGCUGCUACUGCUGCUGCCGGUGUUGCUGCCGCUGUUGCUGCAGCUGUUGAGCGUAGCUGUUGUUGAUCGCGUGUUGGCCCCGGCUGCACGCUCCAGCCUGGACCUGCGGUGGCUGGCGGCGGCGACAAAGGACGACGCGUGGCUGCAGAUGAGCGACAGGUGGGAGUUUUGCCCCCUUGACCUCCGCUGGCUGGCCGUGGCCACCAACGACAGGUCUUGGCUGCUGAACAGAUUUGUGUGGAAAAGAAGUCCCCGGGACUUGAAGUGGAUGGCAGCAGCCACUUACAACAGAGAGUGGCUGCUUCUGGGGGCCUCCGACCGGUGGCAAGCGACUCCCCCCGCAAUAAAGCUGCGAGCCAUUGAAGCACAAGACCCCAGCAUUGUGCGGCCCUCCAUUUCAGAGGCAACCCAGUACACUUUGGAAACCCGACUCCGCGCGGACAUUGAACAGGAAGUGGCCGCGCGAGAAGCAUACAUGCAAAGAGAAAAGGACGGGGAGCGGAGGGGCCCCUUGAGCGCCCAGAGCUCAGCACUUUCUGCAGCAGACUUGACAGCAGAGCCCGAAAGCAGAAAACCCUUCUCCAGCCUUCCUGUGGCGGGGGCCCCCAAGCAGGGCCCCGGGGAGAAGGCCGGGGGGCCCCCGGGAUUCCCCAAAGAGGGUACUUUGAAGGCCUCGAAGCCCCCCAGCCCCAACAGUGCCCCCCCCCCUUCUGAGCCUUUUAAGCCCAAGUUCGGCACUGUACCCAUAAAGAGGCCCCCCGAGCAGGACUCUGCAGCAGCAGCAGCAGCACCAGCAGCAGCCAAGGCUGCAGCAAAAGGCCCCGAGGCCGCCAAAUCGGGGCCCCCGGGAGCCGCCGGCAAGGGCCCCCUGGGGGCCAAAGGGGGGCCCCCAGGGGAUGCAGCGAAAGGCCCUGGGGGGCCCCCAGGAGUCAAAACGGUCCCCUCUCCAGCAGCAAAAAAGGAUGCAGCUGCUGCUGCGCCGCCGGGAGCCAAGCCGGCCAGUACCCUUCCAGCCAAGACGGGGGGCCCCUCGCCGCCCAAAGCCGAGGGGCCCCCCACGGCCCAGACCAAGGGGGCCCCCAGCGCCAAAGGCGAGGGGCCCCUGGCAGCAAAGGGGAAAGAACCUUCAGCUUCAAAGGCUGAGGGGCCCCCAGCAGGCAAAGGGGGCUUGCCCCCAGCAGCAGCUAAGGGGAAGGAGGCCCCCGGAGCCAAGGUGGAGGGGCCCCCAACAUCUAAAACCGAUGGCCCACCAGCCCCCAAAAGCCUCACGGCCCCAGGGGCCAAGACCACCCCCGUUGGCGGAAAGACCAGUGGACCUCCUGGUCCUCCGGGUGCUAAGGGAGAUGGACCACCGGGGCCUCCAGCGGCCAAAGGCGAGGGGCCCCCCUCGGCUGCGAAAGGGGGGCCCCCAGCCCCACCGGGAGCCAAACCGGGGGCCCCCCCAGCGGGCAAACCUGCGGGGCUGCCUGCAGCAACCCGGACUGUUCCUGCAGUUACUUCUAAAUCUCUUUCUGCUCCUCCGGGUAAGUCUCCUGGCGCGCCUGCCGGCAAAGCUGAAGGAGAAGGGGGGCCCCCACCGGGGGGCCCCCCAUCGAAGCCUCCAGCAAAGGCUCCAACGGGGCCCCCCUCGGGGGCCCCUGCCCCGCCCGCCUCCGCAGGCCCCCCGAAACCCUCGUCGGGGCCCCCGUCAAAGCCCCCCUCGAAGCCCCCCACGGGGCCCCCCACGGGGGCCCCCGCGGGGCCCCCGUCGAAGCCCCCCUCGGGCGCCCCUACGGGGCCCCCAUCAAAGCCCCCAGCGGGAACCCCAUCGAAGCCUCCAGGGGGUCCCCCCUCGGGACCUCCUGCAGGGCCCCCGUCGGGGCCCCCAGGGGGGCCCCCCUCGGGGCCCCCCGGAGCGAAGAAGGGCCCCCCUCUCUCAAAAGGAACGGAGUCCUCUCCUGCAGCAAAGAGCAGCGAAGACAGCGAAGCAGCUAAAAAGCCUCCGGGGCCUCCGGGGAAAGACACGGGGGAUCUGAAGUCAAAGGGCCCACCUCUUUCAAAGGCCUCUCUCCCAGGCGCCCCCACCCCCCCCGGAGGGGGCCCCCAAAAGACUCCAAGUCCUCCCCCUGCGAAGUCUCAGACGGAAAAGGCAGGGGCACCGCCAGCGCCGCCUGGCGCCAAAGAUAAGGCCCCUGGGGCCCCCCCAGGGGGCCCCCCAAAGGGGCCCCCAGGGGGGCCCCCAGGAGGGCCUCCUAAGGGGCCGCCAGGGGGCCCCCCAGGGGGGCCCCCAGGAGGGCCUCCUAAGGGGCCGCCAGGAGGCCCCCCAGGGGGGCCCCCAGGAGGGCCUCCUAAGGGGCCACCAGGGGGUUCCCCAGGGGGGCCCCCAGGAGGGCCUCCUAAGGGGCCACCAGGGGGUUCCCCAGGGGGGCCCCCAGGAGGGCCUCCUAAAGGGCCACCAGGGGGGCCCCCAGGGGGGCCUCCAGGGGGACCUCCAAAGGGGCCACCAGGGGGGCCCCCAGGGGGGCCGCCAGGGGGACCUCCAAAGGGGCCACCAGGGGGGCCACCAGGGGGGCCCCCAGGGCCACCUAAAGGUGCCGGAGGGCCUCCUCCACCUGCGAGCAAGUCCCCAGGGCCUCCCAGUGAUAAAGCAGGACCCCCACCAGGCAAGCCGAAAGGGCCCCCUGGGCCCCCCCCUAAAGCCUCGACAGCCCCCGCAGCUUCUAAAGGGCCUGAGGGGCCCCCCACGCCGCAAGAAAAGGCACCAGUGGCCCCCCCGAAAGAAAAAGGAGCUCUUCCCCCGGGGAAGCCAGCUGCCCCUCCUGCUGCAGCAAAACUCCCUCCUGCCCCCGCUGGCAAGGGGCCCCCGGAGGCCUCCCCUCCCCCGGGGAAGGGGCCCUUGCCCCCAAAAGGGGGCCUCCCGAAGGCCCCACCAAAGGCUGCAGCAGAUGCAGCAAAGGCUGCAGCAGAUGCAGCAAAGGACGCAGCCGAUGAAACUCCCAGCCCCCCAGAAGAAAAGGCCGCCAAAGCAGCUACAGGGAAAGGACCGCCAGCGCCACCCCCCUCGGGGCCCCCCAAGAAACCCCCAGCUCCAGGGGGAAAGCUUCCAGGGGGUCCUCCGAAGUUGCCGCCUGGCCCCCCGAAACCAAAGAGCUAA
Messenger RNA from Eimeria necatrix, 4059 nucleotides. RefSeq lists its product as hypothetical. The coding region runs from base 1 to 4059 and encodes 1352 amino acids. NCBI's taxonomy places the organism in Eukaryota, Apicomplexa, Conoidasida, Eucoccidiorida, Eimeriidae. The transcript is spliced from 14 exons. The record is from RefSeq and is a predicted model, not a curated record.